Molecule: messenger RNA, 1986 nt
Organism: Sparassis crispa
Lineage: Eukaryota; Fungi; Basidiomycota; Agaricomycetes; Polyporales; Sparassidaceae
Exons: 3
Coding region: 1-1986 (661 amino acids)
Biological process (GO): cell differentiation; regulation of transcription by RNA polymerase II
Molecular function (GO): RNA polymerase II cis-regulatory region sequence-specific DNA binding; DNA-binding transcription factor activity, RNA polymerase II-specific
Source: RefSeq, a predicted model, not a curated record
AUGCACGCCGCGGUCCCCCAUCCGCGGAAACAGACCUCGCGUUCCUCACAUCCUGCGGCCAAGACGAUCAUGUUCCGUGCCUACCAGCCCGGAGAGCCGAAGAGCCGCCGACAUACAACUAAGAGGGAAAAACGGCGACUGGAAGCCGUGUAUGACCAGAACCCGACGCCACACUCGACGAUCCUCACAACGCUAGCGAAGGAGUUGAAUAUGGAGAUACACACAGUAAGGAUUUGGUUUCAAAAUAGGCGUGCGAAGACAAAAAGGCAGCAACGGUUGAUGGAAUCCAAGUGCUGUACGCCCGUGCCCAGCCCGCAAGACACUGACAAUCCCUCAUAUCCCGGGACUCCCGACGGCAAAUUAUUCUGGGACUCAGAUACACUCGAGCAGCCCAACUCAAUCUCACCUGCAUAUUUAACCUACUCCUCUGAGCAGCAGCCUUCCACAACAUGUACGUCUUCACCUGUGGACUCGCCGUCCAACCCAAUUCCUGGUCCGUCUCGCAUGUCCACCUCAGCAUAUCCUCUCACGAGCCCCCCGAGGCACUCAACCCCCAUGCACAUCUCAUACAGCGAGGCGCACCGCCGGCCGUCCCUCCCUAACUUCCACAGCAGUGUUCCUGUCAGUGAUUACUACGCAUCCCCUCCCCGCUCGACUGACGCUGCGUCCACCUCAUACUCGCAUUAUUCCCGUUCGACAUACGGAUAUGACCACGGCAACAUGCACAGCUUCGCUUGCACUGAGCUCCGCACGUUUAACCAGGCCCGCCGACUCUCAGCGGAUCUGCAUAUGUUCACACACAUGGAACGGCGCUCCGGGUCUCCGAACGCAGAGAUGGUUAUGCGACGCAACACGGAGCUAGACGGCGACGACGGGGUGCAGUUCGCGCGGCACUGUUCAUUCGACGAUGGUGGUGUGACCGAGCCCCCGUAUACGCUGUCGAUACGCGAGGUCUAUGCUCCUCCCCCCGGUCCUCUCCCUGCACCUGAUUUCUCUUUUGGCGCACCUUACGCGGGAGAGCAGCCGCCACUACCUGCAUUCGCUCCACAGCCACUCAUCUUACCGUACGCCCUGGAGUCGGGCAAGGAUGAGUCGCAUGAGGAGUACGAGUACUAUGCAUAUAAGUACGGUGUACGGCACCCUCCUGCAGCGGGAUAUCCGUAUGACUUUGCGCAUCCGAGCGGGUCGACUGCCCGCUUUGGCAGUAUUGCGAGUGUGGCCGAGAGUGAGUCGAGCUUAUCGUCUGCUUUCUAUUCGAGUGGCGCGGGGAGCCGCAAGGGCAGUGCAAGCAUUGCUAGGAAUGAGAGCGGGCGGAAGGCCGAUGUUGCGUCAACCCAUGUCGUGGAGCGCUUCGCUGACCUUGCCAUUAACACCUCCCACGCCCAUAAUGCCCAGCCUAACUCUUCCGUAUCGACUAUCGCUGGAGGCAGUCAGCUUCAUCUGAUCGAACCCUCUCCAACCGGUUCAGACAGUGCUCUGCUGCAGCGGCACAGCAGUUCACUCGCACACGCACUCCAUUCUCCGGAAGAACACACCGGGCACGAACGGUGCUCCGUGCGCGACGUGCCCAUGUCUUUCCCGCAGCAGUAUACGUUUCCUCAUGUGGUUGGGAAGCCCAACUCACCGUACGGUGCGUACGACAUCCCGCCCAAUGCUGAUGUCUCCGCUGCCACCCCAAAGCUCGCGUAUGCUGCGUACGACACUGAUCACCAAAGUGAAUACGACGUCCAGGCCCCGCAAGAACACAAUCAUCCAUCGCAAUCACAUUCGUUCCUUCAAGGUAAUCUCUACAGCCUUUAUGGGUACCGCUUUGGUGUAGGCACCGUCGAUGAGCCCAGCAUGUACGAUAGCCCGGAUGAGGGUCAGGAUGGUGCGCCCUCGUUCUGUGAGACACGCGCGAUCGAUCCAGGUCGUAUGUGUAUCCCGCCGAAUGCGACGUUUGACGCGGUUCAAUUCGUACACGAGGGUAAAAUGUUAUAUCCAUAA